Abrus precatorius (Indian licorice) is the source of this 1949-nucleotide messenger RNA. RefSeq names its product transcription factor bHLH123-like. The transcript has 7 exons. Gene Ontology annotation, biological process: regulation of transcription by RNA polymerase II. Gene Ontology annotation, molecular function: protein dimerization activity; RNA polymerase II cis-regulatory region sequence-specific DNA binding; DNA-binding transcription factor activity, RNA polymerase II-specific. Bases 39 to 1427 code for a protein of 462 amino acids. Gene Ontology annotation, cellular component: nucleus. NCBI's taxonomy places the organism in Eukaryota, Viridiplantae, Streptophyta, Magnoliopsida, Fabales, Fabaceae. The record is from RefSeq and is a predicted model, not a curated record.
CUAGCUGAAGCACGCAACAUUUGUUAGAUUCGUCAACCAUGGCAGAUGAACAAUUUCAAGCAAGUGGAAAUUGGUGGGACACAGCAAGAAACGUGAGGUAUGAAAGUGGGGCAUCACAAUCAUCUUCCUCUGCCAUCACCAACAUAGGCACUUUUGCUUGGCAACAAGCUUCAGAUAUGGCAGACAUGAAACCAAGGUCUUCUUUGGAUUCCUCUUCGGUGGUUUUCCAUGACACACAGAAUAAGCUUCAACCACCAGAUUCUUCCACUUCCACUGACCCCAACUUGCAUAUGAUGGGUUUGGGCCUUUCAUCCCAAGCCAUGGAAUGGAAUCAAGCAUCCUUGUUGCGAGGAGAGAAGGGUACUGAGAACAGUUUCAGGUCUAUGUUGCAAGAUAAUUUGGGGUCCUCAAGAACCAAUUUUCAGCAAGAAACUGGGAUGGGGUUGUCUCAACAAGUUCAAUGGAGGCCAGAGAAGUUGUUCACUGCAGAGUCUUCAACUAAUGAGUUCAAGCAAGUGAAUAGGGGUUUCUCUUUGGAUCAAAACCAGUUUAGUCCUCAAUAUAGCUCUGGGAAUAGCACUGGCACAAGCCAAGGGUUACCCUCUACUACUAAUUUUCAGAUGGAUUCUUCAGCCUUAUAUGGAACCCCUUCAAUAUUACAAGGAGUACUAUUGGGACCUGACAACAAUAAUAAUCAACAACAACAACAACAAGCUUCUUCCUUUGAGAAUCGCACCAUGAGUUUUCCUUAUCCAACAAGCUAUGGAUUGAACACUAAUGAGUUGAUACCUUCUUGGUCUAAAGUUCCUCAGUUCUUGAGAACUUCACCUCCAAAACAACAACCACCCAAUAACCAGUUGCAUUUCACUAACAACGCACCCUUUUGGAACGCUUCUGAGGCUGCAAACAUCAAAGAUGUUCGCUCCAGCUUUUUCCCCUCAUUGCAACCCGCCUUCUCGACACCAAAUUUUGAUGCACAAUCAAAGAAUAUAUCUGAAGUCAGAGACUCGGGUACAGUGGUAAAGAAAAGUGGGAAUGAGCCAGCACCCAAAAGGACCCGUAACGAAACCCCAUCUCCUUUGCCAGCUUUUAAGGUGAGAAAAGAGAAGAUGGGGGACAGAAUCACUGCACUCCAACAAUUAGUGUCGCCUUUCGGAAAGACUGAUACAGCCUCAGUGCUCUCUGAAGCGAUUGAAUACAUCAAAUUCCUUCACGAACAGGUUACUGCUUUAAGCACCCCGUACAUGAAAACUGGAGCUCAAGUACAGAUUCAACAGAAUUCAGGCAAAUCUAAGGAAGCUGAAGGUCCAAAGCAAGAUCUUAGAAGCCGAGGGCUUUGCUUGGUGCCGGUUUCUAGUACAUUUCCAGUGACUCAUGAAACCACAGUUGAUUUUUGGACACCAACAUUCGGAGGAACUUCAAGAUAAUAAUAAUAAAUAAUAAUGGAUGGAGAAUUGUGGCACGGAACCAAAACUUUGCAAGUAGCUAGAGCUAGGACAUGCAUGUACCUUAUCACACCUGGCCAAGUUGGGAAUCAUAUGAUGAAAGAAAAGAGAAACAUGAAAGAGGACACGGAAGCCCACAUAAAUAUGUAAAGUUAGUUAGUUCAGAGGGGUGUGUGGAAAAAAGAUAAUAAAAAGAGUGAUGGGGGAAAAAUAUGUUGAAAGAGAAAGAAAGGGAAAUGACCCUUCAAAAGAUAGGCAUUGUUGGGCCAACUACAUUCAGAAUUAUGCAAGGUUUGGCAUUAUUGGGACCAUUGGCAGCACAAUAAGUUUUUGUAAUAAUUGAAGAAUUAUGCUUAGAAUAGUGGGAUUAAUUAGGAAUGACAAAAUUGCUGAAUAUAGGGAAAGCUCUUACUUCUUAGACUAAACAAGAGGGAGAAAUUGUUGUUAGUAGAAGAAGAUAAAGGAGCUUUAUUAAUUUCUUCUUUGUUAUAUUGUGAAUAGAGC